CCAACUUUAUUUCCCUCGUGGAGUAUUUCUGCUUUUUUUUUCAGCUUUUUUCUUCGUUUUUUUUUUUGGUUUUCAUGAUGAUUUUGGACUUACCCGGAGCCCACGUGCUGCUGCUGCUGCUGCUGGCGCUGCUCUGCGCUGGCGCCGCCGCCGACCUGGGCUAUCGGGCCAAUGCCGUGCAUCCAGACUAUCCGGGCCAGUGCUACCUUGAGGAACUGAAACAGCCGAUACCCAAAUAUCAAUCGUACAAGCCGAUCAAUCGGGCGGGCCACUGCAACUCCUUCUAUUGCCGACCGGACUAUGUUCUCGAGAUUGGCUACUGCGGUCGACACAAUCUGAUGCCCACGGAGAACUGUAAAAUUGGCACCGAUAUGCGACUCAUUUUUCCACACUGUUGUCCCAAGCUGAUCUGUCAAGAGCCGGAGUCCAAUGAUAUUUAGUUCUAUAUACAUAUAUAUUCCUAUACAAAUCAUAUUAUGCCUCCCAUACUAAAUAUUUUCAAUAAACUUUACAUUGCUUAACUGCUGAGUUUCUGAAUGUUCCGAAAGCA
Molecule: messenger RNA, 550 nt
Organism: Drosophila montana
Lineage: Eukaryota; Metazoa; Arthropoda; Insecta; Diptera; Drosophilidae
Exons: 3
Coding region: 75-440 (121 amino acids)
Source: RefSeq, a predicted model, not a curated record